This is a messenger RNA of Babesia bovis T2Bo, 4831 nucleotides long. RefSeq names its product IQ calmodulin-binding domain containing protein. The record is from RefSeq and is a predicted model, not a curated record. Gene Ontology annotation, molecular function: protein binding. Bases 45 to 4793 code for a protein of 1582 amino acids. The transcript is spliced from 6 exons. Lineage: Eukaryota; Apicomplexa; Aconoidasida; Piroplasmida; Babesiidae.
AAAAACACUUAUCAUAGUGAAUCUCUUUGUCUUCAAUCACACUAAUGUAUGAUAAUGGUGGAAAACAAGACCUUGGACCUCCAGAGUCCCAAGACACCGAUCCUCCAGGAGUGUACCCUAGGUGCGAUGAAACAGUUAGGGACUUCUACUAUUAUGAUGGACUCAGUACACAAAUAGUGGUAGAAGAUCUAUAUAGUAGGUACCUUCAAGGAAAGUCGUAUUCCUACUUUGGCAAUCUUAUGUUCUACCUAGUGCCACUUAAAGGCUCGAAUUUACCAGAAGAAUACUCAAAGUAUCUAUUCGAAGAAGAUAAAGUGGCACCGCACUUAUUCGCAUUGUUAAAUGAAGUGCUGCGCAUAACCGUCGUCAAAAGAAUAGAUGAUAGUCUGCAAUUCAAUAAUAAUGAACGAGUGACACAAGCCACUGUGAGGUCGCUCUCCAGAAAGUACACAUCACAACUGCAAGUACCGGGUUCACGACAAUGCUGCAAUAUUUUUGUCUACGGCGAUGCGCCUUCAGGACAAAGCGACGUUGCAAAAAAUGCAGCGGUAUACCUUGCACAAAGGGCACAUAUCGUUGGAUUGGAGCCAUCUGGGAAAGUGAGUGAACAGAUCAUGAAUGUGAACAAACUGCUGGAUGCAUUCGGUGAUUUCUCAUCAUACAAUAUAAUGGAAAACAAUAUUAUGAUGUCAUACCGAUUGGAUUUUGAUACUAAUAACUAUUUAACAUCAGUCAACAUAGUGCCAAACCUGGCAACGGAUACAGCAUGUGCGGCAGUAGCAUCAAAGUACCGACAGUAUCUCAAAAGUAUACGCCCUGGAAAUAUGGCAACAAAUGUAACCAUUAGACCACCAAGUGUAAUUUACGCACUCCUGUACAGCAUACAAACCGGAAAAUAUCGCAAGUGGCUCUCAGCAUGCAGGAUGACAGAAGGAGAUGCUACCAGAGUACUGAAUAACAUACCGCCACAUGAAAUUAAAGAUCCAGAAAAGCAUACAGCCACGCUAGAACAAAUCAUACGCAACCUAUUGCGCAUAGGUUUCACAGCAGAAGAAGUAAGGUCAAUCAUGCAAAUAAUAGCGGCAGUGGUACUGUUCGACCUGUAUACCAUCAUGAGAGAAAGGAUUGAUCAAGAAGAAGAAAGACGUAAAGAGAAUUACGAAAAGGAUAUAGAAACCACAAAAAGAAAGUCAAAAAUGGAAGAACAAGAUAGACCUAAUAAAGAAGACGUACUCAACCCUAAAGAUAUACUGAUAUUUGCAGCAGAAGUUAUGGAUAUACCAUUGCUUAAAGUACCAGCCAAAACAUUACAGUCGCAUGAUCUGCUUUUCAGAUUGGACCUUUUAGGAGCUGAAAAUAGAUGGCAAUUCGAAAACGUGGCACCUGCGCUGUUCAUCAGGUUGAAGCUUACUAUAUAUCGAAGGGCUAAUAGAUACCUAGCUAAGGAAAGACAAACACAAAUAUCGUCAUCAAUAGCAAUACACUCAAAUGCAGGAUGUUUCCCACAAACAAUACCUGUUAAGCGACAUAAAGAUAUCGAGUUAGCCAAAAGAGCGUCAGAAGAAACAUUCGUGCAUCAAUUCACAAACUCAAUGGAUGGCGUUGAGCAUACAAACGCACCCACAGGUGAUUUUGUAAGAAAAUCAGCAGAUGCAGUAAAAUUAUUAGCAAGUGAAACUGGAUUAAUUGCGAGGAUAGUGGUUGAGGCACAAAAUAACAUUUACGAUGGACGAAAUGAUGACUCAAUUGAACUAGGUGAAGCAAGAACAGUGAACCACUCAUGCUGUGAUGUAGAAUACGAUCUUACAGCAAUUGCCAAGGAAGAAUCCAAGACUUUCGCCUUACCCCAAGGUGUGGCCAAGCUACUGGCGUACACCACGAAUAACUUUAUAAUGGAUAUAAUGGCAUCCUCAAGAUCAAGGCGCACUGUGUAUGGUACUUGUGCAAUGGCACUCAGCUAUAUGAGGUACCUCAAAGAAGCUGUGUCCAAAGAUGACCUGAUGUACCAUGUAGUAUGCACCAACCCGGAAAUGCUAAAAUAUAUCUACAGGAAGGAAGGUGAUCCAAUAUUGAUAAAGAGGAAAACUGUAAAUGAAGAAACAAGUGAUAAAGAAGCAGAUGAGUAUACUAGAGAUGAAGUUAAAUAUGGUAUUGAGCUGUUGAAACGCGCACUUUCUGUUAAUAUGCCAGUAGUGGAGCUGUGCAUCACACAACGCGAAUACUCGCAAGUCACCCUGGACCUUGAAGCUGCCCUGAACACAUUCAUACCAAUAGCAUACGUAGCACUGCAAACAUCAAUGCAUAGGACUAUACCGAUACUAGAAGGAAAGGAAAUAUUCAGAUUGAUGUUCCAUGCGCUCAGAGUACCUGAUACGGCAUAUAGAAUAACCAACGAAACCAUCGUUCUCAAGCGAGCACUAUGCGUUAAAUUAAUGGCAAGGGUAUCGAGAUACCUCAACGCAGUACUCAGUAGCGCAAGACUAAUACAAAGUUGGUGGAUUGGAUAUAAUACCAUACAACUCAAAAGAAUACUCAGGAAAGUAGUAGUGCGACUACAAUCGAAAGUUAGGCAACUUAUAUUCCAAGAUAAAGUUGUGGCAUUGGCAAACUCACGGAACCUAAGUGUAGACUAUAUAGGUUAUUGCCUCGUAAUGUACUAUCUCAAAGUUAGCCUGCAAUCAUCAUCACAGAAGACACUGCAACUAUUACACUCGAUGGAAAAGAGAUACCACGAAAAGGAAUAUAACUACAUCCAACAUGCAGCUGCAACUUACAUACAAGCAGUUUGGAGAGGACGAUUACAAAGAAGGAAAUACGCACAGAUGAAACGUGAAAAAUUAGAAGACUUUGCAAUCAUGCUCGUGCAAACAUUCAUACGCAGGUUCAUAGCAACAGCUAAGCUGAUACACAAAAAACCAACAAAAGAUAUCGCAGCUACUAGAAUACAAGCAGCAUUCAGAGGAUAUAUCGCAAGGAAACAAUAUGAAGUGCUCUCAGGAUUAAAAUUAGCAUUGUUGUCAAUAGUAAGAAAGGGUUCUAUGCUUAUAAGCCUCAACGAACAACUCAAAUUCGUAAAGGAACGGAAGAAGCUAAACUCGACGACUAUAGAAAUUAAAAGGCUAAUCAUGAUGCAAACAAACCUCCCACCAGGAUUCAUAAAGGCGCAAAACAUGAUUAGAAUGCAUUUUGUAAGGAAACAGUAUCUGUACCUAAGAUCAGCAAUUGAUAAAGUGCAUGCCAUAGCCAUGACGAAAAUUGCAAGGUUGGAGUACCUCCAUAAAGUCAAAUCAGCAGUAAAAAUACAAAGAUGGUGGAGAAGUGUAAGGAAACCCACUGUUUCAUCCAUAGCAAACAACGUCAUAUACUAUAUCAAUAUAAAAGAACACGCGGCAAUGAUGCCAAUGAAGCAACUCUGCCAGCAACUGGGAGUUACCAUAUUCCACUUCAGAGCUUACCAGGAUCUGAGAAAUGUUUACCCACGGUCAUGGGCAGCUUAUCCAACAAUGAUACUGAAUCACCUACUGCAAAUACAAAAAACAUUAAUAGAAACAGGAGGUGCAGAAUACCAAAGAAUCGAAGCUGUACAAUUCGCGGUCAGUGCAUAUCAUACGCUCAUGUUAGUGGAAUACGCAAAAGGAGCAGGAAGUGCUCUGUAUGCAUGGGGAGCACCCAAUGUAUUACAUUCGCAACCUUUGAAAAAUCCACCCGUCACGUAUCUGGAAAAACCACUGGAAUUCUAUCAGCUGGAAAACCCAGAACGCUCUGAGUAUGGCAGACACCAAUUUAUACCCAUGGAAAAUGUAGAAAUUGUGGCAAUUACAUGCGGGAAUGAAUUCUCGGUUGCAUUAGAUAAACAAGGUAGAGUAUUCACCUGGGGAAACAACAGAUAUGGGCAAUGUGGUCAAGGACACAGGCUUGUGCAACUGUGGUCCCCAACACUUUUGCCAAUGCAUGGAGUAACUGGAAUCUGGUGUGGUGAAUCGCACGCCGUCAUUCGACUGUCGGUAGGAGAAUACUUUGUUUUUGGCAAGGCAUUCGGGUAUAUUAUAUAUACACCAGAAGACAUCAAAGCGCAUUGCGAAGAUAUUAAAAACCAAACCAUAGAGGCAGUAGCAUGUGGAGGUGAUAUCACAGUGCUAUACACAACUGAACUUAAAUAUGUACUGCGAGUAUUGGGAGGUGAACCCACCUUCGCAAACUGCUAUAACCUCAAAGGAAAUAUAAAGUCAGUAUGUACAAACGGUAGGAUGAUAUGCACAAUAAUAGAGGAAGUCGAAUACAUGGGUAAUAAGCAACAAACAUUACUGGCCUGGGGACAACUAAGGUGCUUCUCAACCCAUUACAAGGAACCGCUACCAAACACAGCUGUGCUAGUCAACGCAUUUUGCGAAAUGUUCGAACACCCAGAAAAGAGGAAACCUAAAAGGUCACUCAACAAGGUAGACUAUUGCCUUGCAAAGCCAUGUCUAAUCCCAAUGCCAACACCUAUAAACUUCAACAAAAGAGUGAAUACCGUGACAUGCGACCACCAACAGAUAGUCAUGACCUGCAAGAAUGGAAUUGUAAUCGCAAUGAAAACAUUCGAACUCAUACACAGCGUCGCAAGCGAUAUACGCAGCUCAGAUGACCACUCAAUACGCCUAGAACCAAAUGUUACUAACGCCAGGCUGGAACCAGGGUUAUACCAAUUCACAGCCUUGGAACGCACUGAUACAGCAGUGCAAAUCGCAUAUAACAGGCUUUCAUGCUCUAUCGGAUUCGCCACUGGACCACACAUUAGCCAUGUCCAGUGACAAGGCUACACAUUUACAUCGUAACAACUAAUAUUUAA